AUGCGUCUCACAGCGUCCCUCCUCGCCGCCGCUUCCCUCUCCACCUCCGUCACGGCUUUUUACCCCUACAGUCUCAACGCCGAAGUCUCCAUCAGCGGUCCUCUUCUGUCCAACCUCCGUCGUCGAUUCCUACCGUGGAAACUCCAGCAAGAUGACUCUGAAGAUACUCAGUCCGGGUCCAACAACCUCUUAACCCUCGACCUCCAAAAACUCCCUGUCCGCCGCGACAACGAUUACAAAGUCGUCAUGUCCGAUCCCCCGUCCCAAUCUAACAGCGCGGCCGUCAACCAAGACGGAAACGACUUCUCAUACUUUGCCGUGGUGCAAGUUGGUUCGCAGAAGCAGGAGAUGCGGAUGUUACUGGACACGGGGGGAAGUGACAGCUGGGUGUUUUCCUCGGACUGCUCGAGCACAGCUUGCAAGCAGCAUGAUAGUUUUGGGGAAGGCGCAUCAAAUACUCUGCAGAUGACCAAUACGGCGUGGACGGUGCAAUAUGGUACGGGUACGGUGAAUGGUCUUGUUGGGUGGGAUACUAUUACCAUCGCGGACUUGACAGUCAACAUUACUUUUGGGUUGGCGUCGAAGGCGUCGGAUGAUUUCCUGUCGUAUCCGAUGGAUGGUCUGUUGGGUUUGAGUCGGACGAAUGAUACUGGAUUUGGAACUCCUACGUUCAUGGAUUUUGUGCAAAAGGGGAACAUGCUGGAGUCGAACAUUGUCGGAUUCAGUCUCUCUCGGGGUUCGGACGAUAAACAGGGUGGAACUGUUACCUUUGGUGGUGUCGAUGAGUCCAAACUGGACGGUAACAUUACCUACACCUAUACCAUUUCCUCGAGCAACCGCUGGGAAAUCCCUGUCGACGAUGUCACCGUUAACGGUGAGGCCUGCAACUUCACUGGCAAGGGUGCCAUCCUUGACACAGGUACAUCGUACAUGAUGCUACCUCCUGACGAUGCUAAAACAGUUCACUCGCUCAUCCCCGGUGCCACAUCGUCCGGCCAAAACUUCGUCCUCCCUUGCGACUCGGAUGCUGAAAUUCGCAUCACAUUCUCUGGUGUCAGCUACAACAUUUCCCCCAAGGACUACGUUGGACAGAAAGCCGGCGAUAGCUGUAUCUCCACCAUUGUGGGAUACCAGUCUUUUGGCGAUGACGAGUGGCUUGUGGGUGAUGUGUUCCUGAAGAACGUCUACUCUGUCUUUGACUAUGAUAACAACCGCAUUGGACUUGGUGGUAAAAAGGGCGAAACCGCGCCUGUUGUCACUUCCGAGGAGAAAAUGGAGGAAGCCGAUAGUGUCGAGGGCUCGGAUGCAGGUAGCGAGGCUGAGACCGCUUCGUCAUCUGGAUCCGGGUCUGACGAUGCCUCUAGCAAUACAUCAUCUGGUGCUUCUGCUAGUUCGACGGAGGCUGACUCUGGUGCCGUGGCCGCAGUCCCACGCCUCGGUUGGCCAGUUUUGCUGGUGGCUUGCAUGUUCUGGGCGUAA
Messenger RNA from Aspergillus chevalieri, 1479 nucleotides. RefSeq lists its product as uncharacterized. Gene Ontology annotation, biological process: proteolysis. The record is from RefSeq and is a predicted model, not a curated record. Gene Ontology annotation, molecular function: aspartic-type endopeptidase activity. NCBI's taxonomy places the organism in Eukaryota, Fungi, Ascomycota, Eurotiomycetes, Eurotiales, Aspergillaceae. The transcript has a single exon. The coding region runs from base 1 to 1479 and encodes 492 amino acids.